CGGGGGCGGCCUGUGGCGCGCGGAGCCCGCGCCGGACUGCGCCUCUUUGGACCUUGAGGGGAAACAUGCGUUUGGCUUGGAUCGUUUGAAAUUCUGAGUUUGGGAUCCCCGCCCGCCCGCCUCUUCCGCCCCGCGGGUUUUUUCCUUUUUUCUUUUGCUUUUUUUCUUUUCUCCCUUCGGGUCUCCUUUUUGACUCCCUCCCCCUUUAUGCUCGCCCAGCCCUCCCCCCGCUGCUGAGAAGUGGGGGAGGGUCUCGGCCUCCAGGUUCCCGCCCCACCGGGGCCCGGGCGAGCAUGGGGGGCAAGCAGAGCACGGCGGCCCGCUCCCGGGGCCCUUUCCCGGGGGUCUCCACCGAUGACAGCGCCGUGCCGCCGCCGGGAGGGGCGCCCCAUUUCGGGCACUACCGGACGGGCGGCGGGGCCAUGGGGCUGCGCAGCCGCUCGGUCAGCUCGGUGGCAGGCAUGGGCAUGGACCCCAGCACAGCCGGGGGGGUGCCCUUUGGCCUCUACACCCCCGCCUCCCGGGGCACCGGCGACUCUGAGAGGGCGCCCGGCGGCGGAGGGUCCGCGUCCGACUCCACCUAUGCCCAUGGCAAUGGUUACCAGGAGACGGGCGGCAGUCACCAUAGAGACGGGAUGCUGUACCUGGGCUCCCGAGCCUCGCUGGCGGAUGCUCUACCUCUGCACAUCGCACCCAGGUGGUUCAGCUCGCACAGUGGUUUCAAGUGCCCCAUUUGCUCCAAGUCUGUGGCUUCUGACGAGAUGGAAAUGCACUUUAUAAUGUGUUUGAGCAAACCUCGCCUCUCCUACAACGGAAGAAUACAAAGAAGCCUCAGAGGGGCUCAGCCUGAGAAAACCUGGUUCUCAGCAAGAACUUUGCAAGAGCAGCCGUGGAGGACAGAGUGCUCUUGGGCCCCCAUGCCCCAAAUGCAGAGUUACCCCCACUGCCCUGUAGAGAACAGGGAAGAUGAUGUGCUGACUAAAGAUGCGGGUGAGUGUGUGAUCUGCCUGGAGGAGCUGCUGCAGGGGGACACGAUAGCCAGGCUGCCCUGCCUGUGCAUCUAUCACAAAAGCUGCAUAGACUCGUGGUUUGAAGUGAACAGAUCUUGUCCGGAACACCCUGCGGACUGACCUGCGGGCUUGCUUGCUGACUCCUCUCAAAGGGACAGAGAGCCCCUGCUCCAGGGAGGAGGCUCACCGGACCCUGGGGCAGAGCUGAGCUUGGGACACCAGCGGGAACAGGGCACCCCUUCUGCACUGACUUCCAGAUCAUGGUUCUCCCUUCCUCCCUGAGGACACCAAAUUGGAUGAGAGCAAGUUUGAGAGAAGAAUGAAUCAACUGCUAUCCUUCCCCUCACCCCUCAGCCCAGGAGGGAAAGGGCAUUUUCUUUUUCAUCUUUGAAAGGCAUUGUGGGUCUGUCUUUAAAGUGUUUACAAAAAAAAAAAUUAUAUAAAAAAAAGUCUAGUGUCGACUGGUGUUUUCCCUCGUGAUGUUUACAGCUUGCUGUUUGCUGCCCAGCCAUAACCCACUCAGUGACAGACGAACACAGCCAAGCCCUCGCCGCCAGCCUUCUGACGGUGGGCGAGCACACAGUCUCUUCCCCUGCCCCAAAUGGCCCUCUCCACCACCAACUUGUCUACUUUGGGUUUGGUUUUUUUUCUUCUAUUUUUCUGGCUUGGUUUUUUGCUCUUUUCUCCCCUUGAGACCCUAAUAUCUUGACUUCAUUGCCAAAAAACAACCCAUCGAGAACUUUCUUCCCACUGAUCCCAUCUCUUUUUCCCUUCUUUCCUCCUGGUUCCGGUCAGUUCAGAGGAUUUAACAAUCACAAGUGUCCUGCAAAAAUGCCUGAACAUUAUUCUUAGGCCCUUGUGGAUUUUUUUUUCCAGAAAACUUAAACAAAAAAAGACUUACUAAGAAAUAUGUACAGCUACCCCUGUUUUCAGGCACUAUGUUUGAGAACAUUUUAGCCAUUGAUGUUCACACGUGGCAUCAGCCCAUGCAAGAUAGGUUUCUGUAUUUAUAUAUUAAAAUACAAAAAAAACUUAUAAAAUGUUUAAAAAAAUGUUCAAAGCUUGGGAGAAAAGCUUUCUUCAUUAGUCAAGGUGUUUUGAUAUGGUAUUAAAAUGUCUAAUAAAAGAUACACUGUGUGAUUUUAUUUUAAUGAGGUGUUGUUAUACAACCAAGAAAUGGGGGCAGGGGCCUGCCCCCCAAUCCCUCACCUACCUCCUUAGCAUUCCUUCAGGCUGCUGCUCGGGGCUCCAGGUGUGUGAAUUGGUCCUCAGACAGGCCUGGGUGGAGGGAGAGUGGCAAGUCAGGCGUGCCUCCUACAAGCUUCCUAACCUCUUAAGCAUCAUGGAACCAGUCAGCCCUCCUCUGUGGAGUCAUUGUGCCGGACCUCUGAAAAGAUCUGCAGGGGCCAAGAUGUUGCAGCUACUGGAGGCUGCAAGGAUGUGGGUUCUUCCAGGUGUGGGCCCAGCCCCCCUCCUUCCAGCCUCUGCUCCCCAUCCCACGUUCCACUCGCCCUGCCUGUUGUUCAGUUUGCAUCUCAGUGCUGACUCACGGGCAUGCUUCAUUGAGGCCCAGGAAGAGGCCCUGGUUUGGGGCUGUGCCAGUUCAGAGCCCUUGAACCAGAACCAACUGCUCAGGCUCACAAAAGUUGGCAAAAUGCAGGCUGGGCGGGCAGCUCGGGGCAGGGAGCAGCAGUGCAGGCCUGGCCUGUGUCCCCAUGCCCCGCGGGCUCCCGGAGCAGCGUUCCAGAGCCUCCUGCAGAGCCAGCGAAGGAAAGCUGUGGAGGGAGACGACUCCACCGCCUCUCUGCUCUGACCCUUCUCAGGCCCGCCUGAUGUCUGGACCACCCCCCUGCUGCCACAGCCCCUGGCUCCACAGUCACCCUCCAUCAGAUGCUUCCAGAGGCACCUACUGUGUGCAAGGGCAUUCACAACAGGCCAGUGGGCAAACGUGAGCCAGGGCCAGCGGAGAAACACUAAAGACGACUCGGUGGUUCAGAGCCUGGGCCUCAGCGCGGGACCCGUCUGGGGUGAAGACCUUGGGGCUGUUGUGAGUCGACGGCAGGAACGUGGGCUCUAGACUGUGCAUUCAGGCUCUCCUACUUGGCAGAAUGAUCUUGGGGAAACGACUUCAUCUGAACUUCAGAUUUUUCACAUGUGAAGUAGGGACAAAACCAUGCAGCUCAGAGGUCCCUGUGGGGGCCGGGGGAGCUGCCCUGCAGGUCCUGGCACAUGCACAGCAGGCUCCCCAUAGCUUUGUCACCACAAAGGGCACUGUUCUAUUCACAGCACCUCCUGCUUCUGCCUGGCAACUGUGUCUCCCUGUGCUAUAUUUAAUUCCACCAGCAAAGCUGGCAAGGCAGGGCCCAGCCCUGAAGGAGAUCUCCUUGCCUGAGCCCUGGAUCUGGAAACGGAGGCUUCAAUGUGCCCACCUUGGCGGCUUAAGCCUGCUGCUUUGGCAGUGCCACGGGUGAGCCGAGCAGCUGUGAGUUGGGUGGGGCAGGGCUGUAGCCCACGCCGGGUGCUAUUCCAGGCUCCAGGGGCUGGUGCUCAUCCCCACCCCCAGCGACUUCAGUCCUACCUGGCACGCUGCAGCCCUCUGCCGGCUGCGGGGUCCUCUGAAUCCAGACCCAGGUUGCCUGCUUUUGGUGUGGGGGUGGGAUUGGGGCUGUCUGAGCUUCCCAGGUGGAGCUCAUGUUUGUGAUCCUCUGUCCGGACAGCUCUCCAGAAUCCUGUGUUGCCCCUGCUCUGCCUCUCUGGGAUGGGAGAGAACGUAAGGGAGCCGGCGAGCAGGUUCUACCCGCUCUGCUAAGGGCCUAGCACACUUUGAUGAGGUUCCUAGAUAUGAGCCCCUCACAAAGACCAACCAUUCCUCUAACAGCCAUUUAAAGGUACUGAAGUUCAUGGGAAAAUGUCCUCAUUCUUAGGAGAUAGAUGCUGAAUUAUAUAGGUGAAUGUCUUCAAGAAAUGUGUAGUUUAAUUCCAAAUGGUUCCCCCCAAAAUACACAAAGCAAAUAAGGCCAAAAUGUUCAUUGUUGAAUCUGCAGUGGCUGGUAUUUCAGUGAACAGUGUACUUGUUCUUUCAACUUUUCUGUAUGUUUGGAAUUUUUCUUAAUAAAAGAUUGUGGGAAAUGGUCA
Mandrillus leucophaeus (drill) is the source of this 4145-nucleotide messenger RNA. It is a transcript of the gene ZNRF1, whose product is annotated as zinc and ring finger 1, E3 ubiquitin protein ligase. The transcript has 6 exons. Bases 294 to 1130 code for a protein of 278 amino acids. The record is from RefSeq and is a predicted model, not a curated record. NCBI's taxonomy places the organism in Eukaryota, Metazoa, Chordata, Mammalia, Primates, Cercopithecidae.